Toxorhynchites rutilus septentrionalis is the source of this 6569-nucleotide messenger RNA. It is a transcript of the gene Mi-2, whose product is annotated as chromodomain-helicase-DNA-binding protein Mi-2 homolog. Gene Ontology annotation, molecular function: ATP hydrolysis activity; ATP-dependent chromatin remodeler activity; histone binding. The record is from RefSeq and is a predicted model, not a curated record. Bases 194 to 6181 code for a protein of 1995 amino acids. The transcript is spliced from 5 exons. Gene Ontology annotation, cellular component: chromatin; nucleus. NCBI's taxonomy places the organism in Eukaryota, Metazoa, Arthropoda, Insecta, Diptera, Culicidae. Gene Ontology annotation, biological process: negative regulation of transcription by RNA polymerase II; chromatin remodeling.
GCAGCAUACAAGCGAACGCCAUGUUGCAAUUCUAAAGUUUUGAAAAGCGGCCGACAGCAAUCGUGAAAUCUGUGUUGUCUGGUUGAAAACAAACACUGGACCGGUAAAACCACCUCGGUUCGACCGGAAAAUAUCACCAAAAGCGAGCUUGGAAUCUGCUGCGUCGAACGAGCCCGGAUUUGGCCCCGAAACCAUGGCAUCCGACGAGGAAAUUGACGAAUCUCUAGCCGACGAGGAGGCAACCCUGGAUGAGACCGGACCGGACGUCUCACAGGCGGCCGAUGCCGAUGAGAACUCCGACGACGAUGCACUGAAGAGUCUGGCGCUGGCCCAGGACGAGGAUGAUGACUAUGAGCCGGAGGAUGUCCGCAGCAAGAAAAGCAAGAAGGGUAAGAAGCGCAAGGCUCGAGGAGAGGAAAAGAGCAAGGGUCGGAAGAAGAAAAAGCGAAAGAAGAACGACAGUGGCGAUGAGAGUGACUAUCGGCAAAGUGACGAUGGGGGUGCAGCUGGUGGCGGUGGUGGCGAUUCCGACUAUGAGAAGCCCAAGCGAAGCGGGCGGGAUAAGAAGAAGGGGAAGGAGGAGAAGAAGAGCGGCGGGAGUGGGGGAUCCGGUGCGGAUCGCGAUAUACCGUCGAUCGAGGAGGUUUGUAGUACGUUUAAUCUGACGGACGUCAGGAUUGAGUAUACGGACGAGGAGUACGAAAACUUGGUUACGUACAAAGCGUUCCAUGUGCACGUUCGGCCUAUUCUGAUGAAGGAAAAUCCGAAGGUGCCGAUGUCGAAACUGAUGAUGUUGGAGCAUGCCAAGUGGCGAGAGUUCUGCGAGGAGAAUCCUCACCUGCAGGCUGAAGAAACGGAGGAGAAGGACGAGGAACCAACGCCUUCGCCGGAGUAUAUCCCGAAAUCGAGUCGAUCCCGGAACAAGACCGAAAAACGAGACGACGAUAUGAUUUACGACGAUGAUGACGAUGACGAGGAGGAGGAACUCGAGCGGGAGAAGAGCAAGAAGAAGGGCAAGAAAAGCUCCAGUUCUAACACGAAGAAGGCAAAGAAACCGAAAGUUCCGACGCUGAAAAUUAAGUUCGGAAAGAGGAAAAACGCCAGCUCCGAGGAAGAUCAAGAUGCGAGCGGUGGGUCCGAACGGGAUUCCGACGCCGAGUUCGAGAAGAUGCUCCAGAAAUCGGAGGAAAAAGCUGAUAAGGAGAAGGAAAAGACAGAGGGGGAAGCAGCCGAACAAGCGGAGGGGGCCGAUCCACCGAUUCGGAAGAAGGCUAAGACGAAAAUUGGCAACAAGUCCAAAAGAAAAGGGCGCGCAAAGAAAAGCAAAUUCCCCGAUGGGGAGGAUGGCGAGCACGAGCACCAGGAUUACUGCGAGGUAUGUCAACAGGGUGGCGAAAUUAUUCUCUGUGAUACAUGCCCCAAGGCUUACCAUCUGGUUUGUCUGGAUCCAGAGCUGGAGGAUACGCCCGAGGGCAGAUGGUCUUGUCCGACGUGCGAGGCGGAAGGCCCUGCGGACGAUGACGACGACGAGCAUCAAGAGUUUUGUCGAAUUUGUAAGGAUGGUGGCGAAUUGCUGUGCUGCGAUAUGUGUCCAUCAGCUUACCAUACGUUCUGCCUGACUCCCCCGCUGGAUGAUAUUCCGGAUGGUGAUUGGCGCUGUCCGCGCUGCAGUUGUCCUCCGCUGCCCUAUAAGGUGCAGAAGAUUAUAACCUGGCGUUGGACCGAUAAACCAAUCGAUCCGAACAAACCGUCGACUUCGAAGGUUCAACCGAUUCGGCGGAGAGAAUAUUUCGUGAAAUUCGCUGAGAUGUCCUACUGGCACUGUGACUGGGUUACGGAGUUCCAGCUGGAUGUGUACCAUCCGUUGAUGUUCCGUUAUUACACGCGCAAGUAUGACAUGGAAGAGCCUCCCAAAUUAGAGGAAGCAAUUGAUGAGGCGGACAGCCGGUACAAGCGACUGCUUAAAAUGCGCGAAGGCGGUGACAUAGACGAUGUAGAGCUGGAGGAAAGGUUCUACAAGUACGGUGUUAAGCCGGAAUGGUUGAUGGUGCAUCGUGUGAUCAAUCAUCGAACGAUGAGGGAUGGAAGAACGCUAUAUUUUGUAAAGUGGCGUGAGCUGCCCUACGAAGCGGCUACUUGGGAGGAGGAAGACGACGAAGUUCCUGGGUUGAAGAACGCUAUUGAAUACUAUUUGGAUUUGAGGGCGAAUUGCACCAAUGAGAUAAAUAGCAGUAGCGCCAGUGGAAGUAGCAAGAAGAACAAGAAAAAGGGACGCAAAUCGCGUGCCAAAGAGCUCGAGGACGACGAUCGCAUUGGUCCAAGACGCUACACACCCCCACCGGAUAAGCCAACUACUGAUUUGAAGCGCAAAUACGACGUUCAGCCGCCCUAUUUGGACGAAACUGGUAUGAGACUUCAUCCGUACCAGCUGGAAGGUAUCAACUGGUUGCGUUAUUCUUGGGCCAAUGGAACUGAUACCAUCUUGGCCGAUGAAAUGGGUCUGGGUAAAACCGUUCAAACUGCAACUUUCCUGUAUUCACUGUACAAGGAGGGACACUGCAAGGGACCCUUCUUGGUGGCGGUGCCAUUGUCCACCAUUAUCAAUUGGGAGCGAGAGUUCGAAACCUGGGCACCGGAUUUCUACUGUAUCACAUACGUUGGUGAUAAAGAUUCUCGGGCAAUUAUUCGCGAGCAUGAGCUGACCUUCGAAGAGGGUGCCGUACGUGGAGGUCGUGCCUCCAAGAUUCGGGCCAACACGGUCAAGUUCAAUGUGCUACUGACAAGCUACGAAAUGGUAUCGCUGGAUGCGGCCUGUCUUGGGUCGAUCGAUUGGACGGUGUUGGUGGUCGAUGAGGCCCACAGGCUGAAGUCGAACCAGAGCAAAUUCUUCAAAAUCUUGGCCAACUAUAAUAUCGCCUACAAGCUGCUGCUGACCGGAACACCGCUGCAGAACAAUUUGGAGGAGCUGUUUCAUUUGCUUAAUUUCCUGAACAAGAACAAAUUCAACGAUUUGGGCACAUUCCAGAACGAGUUCACGGAUAUUAACAAGGAGGAUCAGGUGAAAAAACUGCACGAAAUGUUGGGGCCCCAUAUGCUGCGUCGUCUCAAGGCGGACGUGCUGAAGAACAUGCCCACCAAGUCGGAGUUCAUCGUGCGGGUCGAGCUGUCUCCACUGCAGAAGAAAUACUACAAGUACAUCCUGACGCGCAACUAUGAAGCGCUGAAUCCGAAGGGAGGGGGUGGGGCUUGCUCGCUGAUCAACAUCAUGAUGGAUCUGAAGAAGUGCUGCAAUCAUCCGUAUCUGUUUCAGGCGGCGGCCGAGGAGGCCCCACUUGGGCCGGGAGGAAACUAUGAACUGCAGUCGCUUACCAAGGCCGCCGGAAAGUUGGUGCUGCUGGAGAAGAUGCUAAGGCAGCUGAAGGAGGGAGGUCAUCGGGUGUUGAUUUUCUCGCAGAUGACAAAGAUGUUGGAUAUCAUGGAAGAUUUCCUGGAAGGGAUGGGUUACAAGUACGAACGUAUCGAUGGAGGUAUCACGGGAACGAUCCGACAGGAGGCUAUCGAUCGAUUCAACGCCCCAGGGGCGCAGCAGUUUUGUUUCCUGCUGUCCACCAAGGCUGGUGGUUUGGGAAUUAAUUUGGCUACGGCCGAUACGGUUAUCAUUUACGACUCGGAUUGGAAUCCCCACAACGAUAUUCAGGCUUUCUCGCGUGCCCAUCGGAUCGGACAGGCUAAUAAGGUUAUGAUCUAUCGGUUUGUCACGAGAAAUUCCGUCGAGGAGAGGGUUACCCAGGUGGCAAAGAGGAAGAUGAUGUUGACCCAUUUGGUGGUGCGUCCUGGAAUGGGUGGUAAGGGAUCCAAUUUCACCAAGCAGGAGCUGGACGACAUUCUCCGAUUCGGAACAGAAGAACUGUUCAAAGAGGAUGGGAAGGAUGAGGAAGCCAUUCACUACGAUGAUAAGGCUGUGGCUGAGCUUCUGGACCGCACCAACAAGGGCGUAGAGGAGAAGGAAAAUUGGUCCAACGAGUAUCUGUCUUCGUUCAAAGUCGCUUCCUACUCGACCAAGGAAGACGUUGAAGAGGAGGUGGACACCGAAAUCAUUAAACAGGAUGCGGAGAAUUCCGAUCCCGCCUAUUGGGUCAAGCUGCUUCGUCACCAUUACGAACAGCAUCAGGAGGAUUUGUCGCGAACGCUUGGAAAGGGAAAGCGAGUUCGCAAGCAGGUCAAUUACACCGAUGGAGGUGUCGUUCAGGCGGAUGCGAUUAAGGAGGAUUCAACCUGGCAGGAGAAUGUUUCCGAUUACAACUCAGAUUAUUCCGGCAAUUCGGAAGAUCAGGGCGAUGAGGAUGAUGAUGAGGGUGAUCUGACUCGGCGCAGCAAGAGAAGAAUCGAGCGGAAAGAAGCCGAACGAGACAAUCGCCCGCUUCCACCGCUUUUGGCUAGAGUGGGAGGUAAUAUUGAGGUGCUGGGUUUCAAUGCUCGCCAGCGGAAGAGUUUCCUGAACGCGAUCAUGCGUUACGGAAUGCCUCCCCAGGAUGCAUUCAAUUCGCAAUGGCUGGUCAGAGAUCUUCGGGGCAAAUCGGAGCGGAAUUUCAAGGCGUAUGUAUCGCUUUUCAUGCGCCAUUUGUGCGAACCUGGUGCAGAUAAUGCGGAAACGUUCGCCGACGGAGUUCCCCGGGAAGGACUCAGUCGACAGCAUGUGUUGACGCGGAUUGGUGUGAUGUCGUUGAUCAGAAAGAAGGUUCAGGAGUUUGAACACAUCAAUGGAUACUAUAGUAUGCCAGAGUUGAUCAAGCGGCCCUGUGAACCGGUCAAGUCAGCGGUGCCGCUAGGGGACGGAAGCAGCGAAACACCCAAAUCGGCAACGACAAGCACCAGUGCCACUCCGGCCACCAGUGCUGCUCCAAGUCCCGCUCCAAUCGGUGUCGAUAGGGAAGAUGAUGCGAGCACCUCCGCCGACGAUAAGAAGGAAGUUGACGAGCGGAAGGACGUUGACCUUAAGCGGGAUGAAUCGGAAACUGGUGAUGGAGAAAAGUCGAAUGACGAUAAAAAGGAUGUGGAUUCCUCAGCCGAUCAAUCGGACGAAGUGAAGAAAGAGAGCGAAUCUUCGGAUGAUACUAAGUCAGAGGGAGAAAUCAAGCCAGAAGAGUCAAAGAGUGAUGCAAAAGCUGAAAAAUCGAAAGAAGAGGAGACAAAGAGUGAUAUCUCUUCGGCGGCAGACCUCAAAAAAGACGAUACAGAUGAUGAUGUUAAGAUUACCGACGAAAAGAAGGAGGAUAAACCCAUUCCAAUCGAUGACGACGAUGACGAUGUUGUCAUUGUCAAGGAUGAUGACGAGGAUGUUAAAAAACCACCUAGUAAGCCGGAACAUAUUGAGGUGCACAAGCGAACAUUUAUGUUCAACAUAGCGGACGGAGGAUUCACCGAACUGCACACACUCUGGAUCAACGAGGAAAAAGCAGCGGUCCCCGGAAGAGAGUACGAAAUUUGGCACCGUCGUCACGAUUACUGGCUGCUGGCAGGUAUCGUUACCCAUGGAUACGGCCGUUGGCAAGACAUCCAGAAUGACAUACGUUUCGCAAUCAUUAACGAACCGUUCAAAAUGGACGUCGGAAAGGGUAACUUCCUGGAAAUCAAGAACAAAUUCCUCGCCCGUCGAUUCAAGCUGCUGGAACAGUCGCUUGUCAUUGAGGAACAGUUGCGGCGGGCGUCCGUAUUGAAUCUUGCCCAGGAUCCAAGCCAUCCCGCAAUGGCUCUGAAUGCUCGCUUCGCCGAGGUCGAGUGUUUGGCCGAAUCCCACCAGCAUCUGAGCAAGGAAUCUCUGGCUGGAAACAAACCGGCCAAUGCUGUUCUCCACAAGGUUCUCAACCAGUUGGAGGAGCUGCUUUCCGAUAUGAAGAGCGACGUUUCACGCCUCCCGGCGACGCUUGCCCGCAUUCCACCCGUUGCUCAACGACUGCAGAUGUCGGAACGAUCGAUUUUGUCACGCCUGGCAGCGACAGGAAACGCCGUUCAACCGAAUCCUCCACUGACUCAGUUCCCUGCCGGCUUCCAAGGGACGUCACUGCCCGGCUUUGCGGUGGCGGCUGCAGCCGCGGCGAAUUUCGCCAAUUUCCGACCCACCUUCUCGGUUCCCGGACAGCCGAACCCGAGCUACCCGAGUGGAUCUGGAACGUCCAAGUAAGGUCGGUCGCGAUUGAUUUUAUUCAUUAAGGAUCAACGUUAGGUUAUAUACAUCUCGUCGUAUACAACAUCGUUUCUGUAUUACGUGCUACUCUGUUUCGAUUUGAUGAAGGAAACACGUUCCUUGAGAGAAAAAAACAACAAAUUUUAGGGUUCCUCUUUUUUGUGUCGUAUUUUCCGUUCCGCCACAUUCGAUUCGAUCAUAUUGAAAGCUACUUGUAUGUAAAGUUUUUUUUUUCUUAUUUAUUCAACGAAAAUGCAAGUGGAGGAUGAUACGCGUUGGUUAAGUAACAUAGAAGUGAUAUGAGCAAACUUACACCGUAAUCUUAAGCACUGUAACACAAUUUCAUCAUUUCGAUAGAGGUAAAUAAAAAAAUCUGAAAAAGAAA